CAGGAAGAAAGGCCAGGAAGCAGACAAGGCCGCCGGGCGGGAUGGAGUGACCUUAUUUCCUCCGCAAGCGUGUCCAGCCUUGACCACUGUGAUAGAGAUAGAGCUACGUAACAAGAGUCACUCCUUGGGAAGGGAAAUCGAUAGGCACCGGUGUAUCUCUUCAAAGAAAAGUCCUUGCUGUCGCGGGCCGGCUUUUGGGCCGUGCCUGUUCCCAUCUCCGGCCCGGUUUCUCUCCAUCGAAUCCCCAUAAAGGGUAUGGCCUGGUAGCUGCAUAUACAGGUCCAGCGUCCCUUCUCCUUCCUUUUGGAGUAAGCAACCAUGCUGGAUGGCAAAAGUGGGACCCACACCUGAAAUCGGGAUCAUCCGGCAGGGCUGGGCCAGCAGACAAAGCCAUUGGCACAAAUCUGAAUUCUGGACUGGAGCGAUUGGGCUCAGGGACUCCAGGGAGGGAUUGCAAACCUGGCCGAGGUUUAGAAGAGGAACCCAUGGAGCCUUGGCACAGGGACAUGCGGCACCACCCGAAGUGUAGACCCACGUAGGAGCAACGCCCCAGGACACGCCACGACCGAAACACAAAGGACGCCCAGAAAAAUGUCAGACGACGAGGGCAAUAAUGGCCUGUUCCACAGAUUCUCCUGCGCAAAUCCAUUCCACACCAUCAAAUUCUUUGUCUUCUGCCAAAGCUUCCUGCAGCUCACGCAGCUGAUGACCUCUAGCUACAUGAGAAGCACCAUUUCCACCAUUGAGAAGCGCUUUGGGCUCUCCAGCCAGACCUCUGGGCUCUUGGUCUCCUUCAACGAGGUGGGGAACACGUUGCUGAUCAUCUUUGUGAGUUACUUUGGCAGCCGAGUCCACCGGCCCCGAUUCAUCGGCUACGGGGCCAUCCUGGUUGCCCUGUCGGGACUCAUCACCUCGCUUCCUCACUUCCUCAUAGGACCCUAUGAAUACGACCGCACCAUUUCGGAAACAUCAAGCAACCUGACGGACAUGUGCCUCCCGGGGCACAAGGGCACCUCUGUGUCCGAAGUGUGCACCAGCCAGGUGGAGAGAAGCUCCAUGGUCCUGGGGCUGUUGUUUCUCGGACAGACCCUGCUGGGGAUUGGCGGGGUGCCCAUCCAGCCCUUCGGCAUCUCCUACAUCGACGAUUUUGCCAGCAAGAGCAAUUCACCCCUGUACAUAGGAAUCCUCUUUGCCACGACCACCAUGGGUCCCGCCUUAGCCUUCAUUGUGGGCUCGGUCAUGUUACGCUUCUACGUUGACAUUGACAAGUUUUCUGCAGCGGAAAUCCAUAUCAACAACAAAGACCCGCGGUGGGUCGGGGCCUGGUGGCUCGGGUUCAUUCUUACAGCCAGCAUCGUGGCCAUCUCUUCCAUCCCGUACUUCUUCUUCCCAAGAGAACUGCCCAAAGAGGAGGAGGUACCACGGAAGACCAUUGCAGAAAUGGCUAAGGCGGAAUUAAAGGAAGAGCUGAGAAUCAAGCAUAGAGAAGUGGAAAGCCUCCCUUUGAAGCAAUUCAUCAAACUGUUCCCUAUGAUUUUCUUCCGAACUAUCAAGAACCCCAUCUUUGCGGUGGUCAUCUUUGCCCUGUUCAACCUCUCCGGGAUGAUUGCUGGCUUAGCCACCUUCAUGGCCAAAUUCCUGGAGCAGCAGUUCACCCUGACAGCUUCUCUGGCCAACAUGAUCAUAGGAGCCGUCCAGCUCCCGAGCGGCAUGAUGGGCAUCAUCCUCGGAGGCGCCAUCAUGAAGAACUGCCACCUCAGCCUCCGAUACGCCACCAUCAUGUGCAUAUUCGGGCUGGCCUUGUGCGUCCUCUUCGACAUCCCCCUCCUGUUCCUGGGCUGCCCCACGCACGCCGUGGCCGGCCUCGACCCCUCCGGAAGUUCUGGACCAGAACAACUCUUUGCGGAUUGUAACCGUCAGUGCAACUGCUCCUCUUCGGGCUUUAACCCCGUUUGCGGCCAGAACAACAUCGAAUACGUCACGCCUUGUUUCGCCGGCUGCUCAGGUCUAAAGUAUAAUGCCCAAGCAAAGAAAAUUCUGAAUUACACCAUGUGCAACUGCAUCAUCGUGGACGGGGCCCUUGGCUACGCGGUGCCCGGGAGCUGCGGGGGCCAAUGCUCCAGGUUCCUGCUGCCCUUCGUGAUGAUCACCUGCAUUUCGGGGUUCAUGGCCUGCCUCUCCCACACGCCCGCCUUUGUCAUGGUCCUCAGGAGCGUUAAGCCUGAAGACAAAUCCUUUGCCAUCGGCAUCCAGUUCAUGCUUCUCCGGGUUCUGGCCUGGCUUCCGGCCCCGGUGCUCUACGGCAGCGCCAUCGACAUGUCCUGCCUUUUGUGGCAAAUGAAGUGUAAGAAGAGAGCGGCCUGCAGAUACUACAACAACACCGCCUUCCGGCAGAGGUACAUUGGCAUCCAAAUUGUAUACGAGUUCAGCUGCCUCGUCGCCUUUUGCGUCCUCUACUACCUUUUCCAGCGGCAGGAAAAACAGGAGCAAGAGGAGAUGAGUCGCGACGUAUCUUCCCAAGUCAGCACCGAGACCCGUACGUGAUCCCUGCUUUGGGGGAACUUCCGUUUCUGUGGCCAGACUGGUUUCCCUCUGAGACGGGAACAGGACUAGACUGGGGACGGCGGGAGCUGCCCCGGGACAGACACUUUUGGAGCUCAACCUCCGACCCGUUCCUUCUUUUCUACAUAGGACUUGGAGUUAGCGGCCCCGGUGCCCUUUCUCGAAAAGGAGCCAUCUAUAUAAUGAUAUUAUUAUUAUGAAUAAAUAGCUAAUCCACCUGUUAGCCAGUAAUCAUGAUAUUACCCAGUCUGUCUUUAGCUAUGGAAUCCCUGCUUGGAUGAAACAAUAUAAAUUGCUUUUCUGAAGAA
This is a messenger RNA of Anolis carolinensis (green anole), 2870 nucleotides long. RefSeq names its product solute carrier organic anion transporter family member 2B1 (gene slco2b1). The record is from RefSeq and is a predicted model, not a curated record. Gene Ontology annotation, biological process: transmembrane transport; sodium-independent organic anion transport. The transcript has 16 exons. Bases 592 to 2544 code for a protein of 650 amino acids. Gene Ontology annotation, molecular function: protein binding. Gene Ontology annotation, cellular component: plasma membrane. Lineage: Eukaryota; Metazoa; Chordata; Lepidosauria; Squamata; Anolidae.